Molecule: messenger RNA, 1341 nt
Organism: Strongylocentrotus purpuratus (purple sea urchin)
Lineage: Eukaryota; Metazoa; Echinodermata; Echinoidea; Camarodonta; Strongylocentrotidae
Product: vasopressin V1a receptor-like
Exons: 1
Coding region: 1-1341 (446 amino acids)
Biological process (GO): neuropeptide signaling pathway
Cellular component (GO): membrane
Molecular function (GO): neuropeptide receptor activity
Source: RefSeq, a predicted model, not a curated record
AUGGCGGACGAGCAAGAGGAUGAUUUCGACUUCGAUGAAGAUGAAAUUGUGAAGCUGGUAUCGGUCGUGAUUCUGUGUAUUCUUGGAAUUCCAGGAAAUACAAUCAUACUCCUGGUAUACGCGAAGAAAAAGAAGAGAAUAAGUACCGACAUUUUGAUCAUCGUACAAGCCAUCAUCGACUUCGUUGCCAGUGUCUUUGCGCCACUGGUGCUCUUGAAGACAGCCUACUCGAAUCUCGUCACCGACGGCAUUUGCGUCGUCACCGAGCUGACGGAAAACGGCAGCGCUUUCUCAUCGCUCUUUCUGAUGAUGGUGAUCAGCGUUGAUCGGUAUCUUCUCGUUUGUCGACCGCUUGGACGUCGUGUCACGACUCGCACGGCCGUGGUCGUAUCCGUCUGCUGCGUGCUUGUGGCGAUGGCGAUGAUGUUGCCGCGAACGAUCUACACCCGUGCUGUCAAUACUGAUCUGGAGUUAGAAGUAAACUGCGAGUUUCCUUUAAGUCAUCGAGCUACUGUGAUCGUCUCCGUUAUGUUCCCGGUCACGUUUAUCGUAACGAUGUUGAUAACGCUUGUCCUCUAUGGACGGAUUUAUAUGUUUUUAAGAAGGCAAGCCAAAGUUCAUGCGGCAUUGGUUGGCAAUGGUCCAGGUGGAACAGAUGUUCCUCUGCCCCCUUCAUCGGUUACGCCCCCGGCUAAUGAUGCAAGCACAAUCAUUGCAAUGCAGCUAGAUUCAAACGAGACAGCCGUUGAACAAGACCCAACUAGCAUCGAACAGAAACAUGUUUCUGAACGCCUACCAGGAAGAUUGGAAAACCAGUCGCUGUACCAACUGACAGACAACGACACCGGUGGCGCGACUGGUAAUUUGUCCGCGGUUGAAUCCCACGCCGCAGCCGCAGCUUCAACUGCGACGUCAGUGACGGGACAGCCUGGAAACAUCCCUCGUAAAUAUACAGCAGGGCUGUCAGUGGCCAAAGCCGGUGCCUCGAGUGCCCAGUCUGGAGACUCUAAACCCGAAGCAGCAUCACAGAAUGCCCCGUUUAAGCACCCAAAGAAAAGGGUAGCGCACAUCCGCGGCCGCUCCACAACGAAAAUGCUUCUAUGCAUCACCAUCUAUUUCAUCAUCACAUGGCUACCUCUCAUAACAAUUACCCUUCUUCAGCAACGGGUGAUCCGAAAUCUGACAACGAAUUUGAUGGCUAUUAUCAUUGGGGCAUUCGACACGUUCCGAAGUACAAACCAUGUGGUGAACAUUUUCGUUUACAUAUACACAAACGUCCCGUUCAGAAAGGCAGCGCGAAAACUAUUUACCCUCGAAGGUAUCAAAGGAAAACUUUGGUGA